GGGGAGGGCGGGCGGGAGGCGGAUCCUUCUACCUGGGACGCGCUCGCUCGCAGCUUGCUCUCCGGGGCCGCGAGUCACCUGGGGAGGCCGGCAAGUGCGGACACAUUGGCCGCCGCGGCGCUCGGCAAGGCGCGCACGGCCCCAGGCGGCUGCGCCCAGUGCAGGCAGCGCCCGCCCGCCCGCCGCGCUCGGCUCCGGCCCCCGGCCCCCGCUCCCAGGGUCCCGCGCUCGCCCAGCCCGGCUCCGAGGUCGCAGCCCCGCCGGGGUCGGUCCCCAGGCGCACGCGGAGGCGGGGGCGCCCCAGACUCACCAUGGUGGCUGCGCGCGCUGGGUGCCCGCGGGUCGCCGGCCGCCGGAGCCGCAGCGCGGGCUGAGAACACCCGCUGCCGACACCCCCGCACCCUGCCCGCCCCCGCCCGGCCUGAGCGUCCCCGUCGGUCGCCGCUGUCUAUGGCGUGGCACCCCUCCCUGGAUCAUGCACAGAAACUUUCGCAAGUGGAUUUUCUACGUGUUUCUCUGCUUUGGCGUCCUCUACGUGAAGCUCGGAGCGCUGUCAUCUGUCGUGGCCCUGGGAGCCAACAUCAUCUGCAACAAGAUUCCUGGCUUGGCCCCGAGGCAGCGUGCCAUCUGCCAGAGCCGGCCGGAUGCCAUCAUCGUGAUUGGGGAGGGGGCACAGAUGGGCAUCAACGAGUGCCAGUACCAGUUCCGCUUUGGGCGCUGGAACUGUUCGGCCCUCGGAGAGAAGACCGUCUUCGGGCAAGAGCUCCGAGUAGGGAGCCGUGAGGCCGCCUUCACCUACGCCAUCACUGCAGCUGGGGUGGCCCACGCCGUGACGGCGGCCUGCAGCCAGGGCAACCUCAGCAACUGCGGCUGUGACCGAGAGAAGCAGGGCUACUACAACCAGGCGGAGGGCUGGAAGUGGGGCGGCUGCUCGGCCGACGUGCGCUAUGGCAUCGACUUCUCACGGCGCUUUGUGGAUGCCCGUGAGAUCAAGAAGAACGCGCGGAGGCUCAUGAACCUGCACAAUAACGAAGCCGGCAGGAAGGUCCUGGAGGAGCGCAUGAAGCUGGAAUGCAAGUGCCACGGCGUGUCGGGCUCCUGCACCACCAAGACGUGCUGGACCACGCUGCCCAAGUUCCGGGAGGUGGGGCACCUGCUUAAGGAGAAGUACAACGCAGCCGUGCAGGUGGAGGUGGUGCGGGCCAGCCGCCUGCGUCAGCCUACCUUCCUGCGCAUCAAGCAGCUGCGCAGCUACCAGAAGCCCAUGGAGACGGACCUGGUGUACAUCGAGAAGUCUCCCAACUACUGCGAGGAGGACGCAGCCACCGGUAGCGUGGGCACGCAGGGCCGCCUGUGCAACCGCACGUCCCCUGGUGCGGACGGCUGUGACACUAUGUGCUGUGGCCGGGGCUACAACACCCACCAGUACACCAAGGUCUGGCAGUGCAACUGCAAGUUCCACUGGUGCUGCUUUGUCAAGUGCAACACCUGCAGCGAGCGCACCGAGGUCUUCACCUGCAAGUGAGCACCGCGCCCUGUCUGCACGCUCCCUCCCAGCCUGCCAGUGCCGCCCAGUGGAGGCCAGGACUGGCUAGAGAACACGGCAGGAGGGGGACUCCCCCAGGCUUGGCAUGCACUCCCCGCUCCCCCUUCCCUCCUGGGAGCUGAGCUGCUGGUGCCCGCCACCAGGCCUGUGCCUUUUUUUGUUGUUGUUGUUGCUCUGGGCCAGCAACCCUCCUGGACUUACUGGCCAGAUUUGGGAUGUCUCCCAACACCCUCUCCUGCUGGCCUGGAAACAGUAUGUGUAUGGGGGAGAGCAUGAAAGACUGUGGGCCAGGCCACCCUGCUGCCGAGCCUGGUGUUGACAGAAUUAUUUAUGUGUUCUUAGUCUCAGAAGAGGAUGCUUAGCACUAAGGUGUAGCUGGUCCUAACUCCAGACUCUGAGGUGGCACCUGCACCCUCCCUGUCUUCCCUUCUGCUUUCUGUCCUAGCUCCCUUGUGCCCCUUAACCCCCCCCCCCCGAAGUGUAUCCCUGUGUAUCCUGCCCUCCUGGCCUGCCUCAAGGCUCUCUGGGGCCUGGGUGUCUCAGGAGGACCCCCGAGAGAAGCACAGACAAGACCUUCAAGUUUCCAGCUCCUUCCUCCCCGAGUCACACUCCAUAAACCCAGAUGCCACCUGCGCCAGCUGCCAGGAGGGCUGUGUCUCCUUCCCGGUGCUUUCACCCUUCCAGCCUCCCGCCCACUCCCCACCCUUGUUUACAGAGCCCCUCUUGCCUGGGCUGGACAAUCUUCCCCCGACAGUGCUUUGGGGUUGGCAUUCAGGGACACUUGCCUUGUUAGACAGAUGGGGAAGCUGAGGCCCAGAAUGGCUCAGAACUUGUCAGAGACCCCCAUGGCCAUGAGCAAGGCUCCUGCCUUGACCAGGGCUUUCUGACUUCCAGCUCAGGGCCUUGACCCUGAGGUCCUCAGGCCUUGAGAAAUCCAGCUGUGCUGUGGGGGGACUCACCCCCAGAGGAGUCUGUGAGAUUUCUCUGUGGUUUCCUGGGCCCUUUGCCCUGACCGUGAUGCUGAGAAAAUGUGGAUCCAGGGCUCAGGUGUCAUUUGCCCAGGCCACCUGCAAUACACAGAUACACACACAGACACACACACAGACACACACACAGACACACACACAGACACACACACAGACACACACACACACACACACACACACACACACACACACACAAUGGAGAGCCUCCCAACUCACCCCACACAGAAGCCUGGGAGGCAGGAACAAGAAAGGACUCAGCUGGGUUCCAAGCCUCCUACAGGGUGGGGAGAGAUGGGAGCCUGGGGCUUGGGGCUGGAAGUGUUCUCUGCAGAUGCUCCCACCCCCUCCCCUUGGAAACUGAGACACAGGAUAGGCACCUGCCCAGGGCUGGAGAGGAUGAUGCUAUCAACUUCUGGCACCCCCUCCACUGCCCACAUAUGCCACACACAGAGGAUGCUUUUUCCCAGAAACCCUUGGAAACGUGUCCUCAGGUGGCUGACCCUCCCAGUGGGCUGGGCCUUAGCCAGGGCAGGCGACAACGUUUCGGCCCUAUCCUUGGCAUACACCACGAGUGUCCCCAGUCAUGCUGGGACACUCCAUCGGCUACUGUCCUGGGAGCUUCCAGGGCCUUGUGAAUGCACACCCCGGCCCUGUCCCCUGUCCCCUACCCGGGUCCCAGGAUGUCCUGAGUCCACCGGCCCAGCAUCCUCUGCCAAGGAACCUGGUUAACUUAUAUUGUUAUAUAGCGUCAAAAUGUCUAUAGUGUCUUUUAAAUUAUUGUGACCUACACUGGGUACUAGAAGGGGGGGUGGCCGCACACUGUCCCCCGAGACAGGCUCCUCCUUCUGCUUGAACUGGACCCUUGGGGCUCCCGAUACCACCAAGUCACAAGCACUGUCUUGGAUAAGAACCUCCCCCCUCCACAAGUAGUCUGUCAGCAAAGGGUCCUUCUGGGGUGGGGAGGGGGGCCUGUGUGACCAGGCAGGAGUGCUGGAGGCUGAGGCAUUGUGAGUGCCUGUAGUGCCACCUCCCCUUAGGGACAUGGUGGGCUUCUGGAGGACUGCGUCUGGCCUCUCCUGGAGGGGAACACCGCCCCAAUAAAGCUGGAAUCAGAGUGG
Molecule: messenger RNA, 3650 nt
Organism: Erinaceus europaeus (western European hedgehog)
Lineage: Eukaryota; Metazoa; Chordata; Mammalia; Eulipotyphla; Erinaceidae
Gene: WNT7B
Product: Wnt family member 7B
Exons: 4
Coding region: 476-1525 (349 amino acids)
Biological process (GO): positive regulation of JNK cascade; neuron differentiation; multicellular organism development
Cellular component (GO): extracellular region
Molecular function (GO): cytokine activity; frizzled binding
Source: RefSeq, a predicted model, not a curated record